Molecule: messenger RNA, 348 nt
Organism: Phytophthora nicotianae INRA-310
Lineage: Eukaryota; Oomycota; Peronosporomycetes; Peronosporales; Peronosporaceae
Exons: 1
Coding region: 1-348 (115 amino acids)
Source: RefSeq, a predicted model, not a curated record
AUGCGCGUGCUCCAGAUCACCGGGUUAGUGCUGCUUUGGGUCUGGACCGGGGUUCAAGUCGCGACGGCCGCGUCGUGCGCCGACCAGGUGUCCUCCGGCGACAAGAGCGUCGGCAUUUCAGGAGAAGAAGCCCUGGAUUGUCCCUCCGCCGGCGGCAUUGGUUGCUUUAGUGGAAAUAUCCAGUGCCGCUUCUGCAUGACUUUCAGCACACCGCAGAGCUCGCACUUGGCCGCGUGCAAGACGACAGCUUCGAGUACCUCGACGUCUCCGACUAUGACUCCUUCUGUAGCUUCAACGGUGGCUCCGACUUCGGAUGAAGACUGCGCUGAAGCCCUCACGGUUGCAUGA